AAAUCACCAUGGUGCUGUCUCCUGCUGACAAGACCAAUGUCAAGGCUGUUUGGGAGAAGAUUGGCAAGGUUGACACGUAUGGCACAGAGGCCCUGGACAGGAUGUUCAUGUCCUUCCCCAGCACCAAGACCUACUUCGCCCACUUUGACCUGAGCCCUGGCUCUGCCCAGAUCCAGCAGCAAGGCAAGAAGGUGGCUGAUGCUCUAGCCCUUGCUGCAGCCAACAUGGACAACCUGCCUAGUGCCUUGUCCUUCCUGAGCGAUCUGCAUGCRCACAAGCUGCGUGUGGACCUAGUCAACUUCAAGCUCCUGACCCACUCCCUGCUGGUGACCCUCGCUGCUAACUACCCAGAGGAAUUCAACCCUGCGGUGCAUGCCUCCCUGGACAAGUUCUUGGCCUCUGUGAGCACCGUGCUGACCUCCAAAUACCGUUAAGCUAGAAACUUGAUGGCCACACCCAUCCAUGMCAGCCUUGCCUCCCGGCCAGGCCUCCUCCCCUCCUGGCACC
Molecule: messenger RNA, 507 nt
Organism: Urocitellus parryii (Arctic ground squirrel)
Lineage: Eukaryota; Metazoa; Chordata; Mammalia; Rodentia; Sciuridae
Product: hemoglobin subunit alpha-like
Biological process (GO): hydrogen peroxide catabolic process; oxygen transport
Cellular component (GO): blood microparticle; hemoglobin complex; haptoglobin-hemoglobin complex
Molecular function (GO): oxygen binding; organic acid binding; heme binding
Source: RefSeq, a predicted model, not a curated record